This is a messenger RNA of Caenorhabditis elegans, 1592 nucleotides long. RefSeq names its product Transmembrane protein 135 homolog (gene tmem-135). The record is from RefSeq and is marked reviewed. The transcript is spliced from 10 exons. Bases 102 to 1439 code for a protein of 445 amino acids. Lineage: Eukaryota; Metazoa; Nematoda; Chromadorea; Rhabditida; Rhabditidae. Gene Ontology annotation, cellular component: cytoplasmic vesicle membrane.
AAAACAGUCUCCGGCUGAUAAUUCUAUAAAUCAUUAUUAUGAUAAGCGCGUCGUGUGCUUGUUCACAUCAUUUUCUAACUGUGACCAUAAAUUUCUUACAGAUGGGCGCUCUUUCAAAACUGGCUCAUUCUUUGGGGCAGCCCAUUUUAACUGCCACCUGCUAUGAAACUAUUCAUACAUGGAACCCUGAUUGCAAUGGAGCUUUUUUUGAUGCAUUACCGGUUGGACUUAUUUUUUCACUCAAGACUUAUGCAUCGUUUUAUUUGAUCACAAAUGUAGUUUCGAAACGCGGAAGACUAGACAAGAUUAAUUGGAAGAAAUUCGGAAUUGAUGUUUGCCAAAGCUCUCUCUUCUUGGUUACCAAUAUGUGCUUUUUCUUAAUUUUACUGUGCAAAUUUAGAAAAUGGCUUGGAUUUUUUACUCCAAUUACAAUGGGUUUGGUGUCAAGCAUAUUAGCAUCUGGAAUUGCAAUUCUUGUUGAGAAAAAAUCACGAAGGCCAGCCUUAGCUUUAUACUUAAUCAAUUUGGCAUCGGAAACAUACUACAGACAUUUAGCAAAUCAUGGUUAUGUAACAAUGCACACAUAUGGAGAAUGCAUCCCAUUUGGAAUUGGACUCAUGCUAUUCACUUGGCUGCAGAGCAUUGGUAGGCUCCCGAAAUCUUUUAACGGAUUCAUGAAUGUCGCUUUGAAGUCAAAUGUAUCGGAAAAUUUGAUAAACGAGAAGAAAAUUCCAGACAAUUUUAGAUUGUUUUUGGAAAAAUUGAGAAGUGAUUAUAAGAAAACUGAACUAUGCAAUCAUCCACAUUCUUGCGUUAGCCACUCAGUAGAAAGUUUUGCUAAAAAUAUGACAUUUGGAUUAACAGCAAGCUCGGUGCUUACUGUAAUUAGAAAUGUACGAACAAUUAUCAAAAAUCCAUUGAAUCUCAUCACACUACUGGUAUCUAAAGAAAAUCUGAAACUUCCACUCUUUGCAGGCUUUUUACCAUUUAUUUUCAAUGCUACUCGAUGCUCUUUAAAUCGGGUUAAAUACGUUCCUCCGGUGCUCAAUAAUGUAUUUUCUGCUGGUUUGGCAUCAGUUGCAAUGGCCUUCUAUCCCACUGUCAGUAUUGCUAUGUAUUGUCUCUGGAAAGCAAUUGAGACGGUAUAUUUCGAUCUAGUUGAUCGAGGUUAUUUGCCAAAAUUCAAAAAUGGAGAAGUAAUUCUUUACGCAAUCACGACGGGUUACGUUUUAUGGAACGCUGUUGUUGAACCUAGAGCAAUUCGAAGAGGAUACCUCAACUUUCUUUUUGGACUUGUUGGUGGAAAGAUCUCGCUUUUCAAUCGACGUCUCUACGAUCAUUUUGGCUUUGUUUCUCGAGAUGUUUACACGAAAAUUCCAGAAUUCGAUCCUAAAUAUGCAAUGAUUAAUCCUAUGCUUUACAUGCCACUUGUUGAAUAGUUUUUGAUCUAAUAUUUGAAAAAAAACAGGUGUAAUAUAAAAAAAAUAAAUUUAAUUUUUAAUUUGAAUUUUCCGAUUCAGAUUUUAGAAUUUAAUUUUCUUUUGUUCACUAUCUGAAAAUGUGAAAAAAAUAAACAAAGUGAUUUUGCGAGU